Molecule: messenger RNA, 765 nt
Organism: Zingiber officinale
Lineage: Eukaryota; Viridiplantae; Streptophyta; Magnoliopsida; Zingiberales; Zingiberaceae
Product: 60S ribosomal protein L23-like
Exons: 4
Coding region: 13-555 (180 amino acids)
Biological process (GO): translation
Cellular component (GO): cytosolic large ribosomal subunit; ribosome
Molecular function (GO): large ribosomal subunit rRNA binding; structural constituent of ribosome
Source: RefSeq, a predicted model, not a curated record
GCUACAUUUUUAAUGCAAACCCAAUCGCCAUUUUCUUACACCCAAGGGGUGCCGCUUAAUUUCCCACAAACCAAAACCCUAGAGCUUCUUGCUUUCUUCCGAGAGCGGCGUUGUCAGCUCUGCACCUCCAAGAUGUCGAAGCGAGGACGUGGAGGAACGGCAGGGAACAAGUUCCGGAUGUCUCUGGGUCUUCCGGUGGCAGCGACGGUAAACUGUGCCGACAACACCGGGGCUAAGAACCUUUACAUCAUCUCCGUCAAGGGGAUCAAGGGCCGGCUCAACCGCCUGCCCUCCGCUUGCGUCGGGGACAUGGUCAUGGCCACCGUCAAGAAGGGGAAGCCUGACCUCCGGAAGAAGGUCAUGCCCGCCGUCAUUGUCCGUCAGAGAAAGCCUUGGCGCCGAAAGGACGGUGUUUACAUGUACUUUGAAGAUAAUGCAGGAGUGAUUGUCAAUCCGAAGGGUGAAAUGAAAGGAUCUGCAAUUACCGGACCCAUUGGAAAAGAAUGUGCGGACCUGUGGCCAAGAAUUGCUAGUGCGGCAAAUGCUAUUGUGUAAUGUCAUAUUACUGGUGUCGGAGUUUUUGCAUUAUGUUUCAUUUGCUUCAAGAACUAUUGAGGUCCAAAGUUGUUUGUUUAAAACUUGAUUGCCUAGUUGUUUAGUUCGCUCACAUUGCGAGCGUUUUUCUAUUAUCUCUCUGUUUGAUGCUCGCGUUCUUGGUGAACUCUUUUCAAGUAUAAACAAAUGUUAUUCCUCUGAUUUUAUUUA